AUGCAUUUCACGUUGUCGAUAUGUUCGAGUCUCUUACUAGCCACGGGAACAAUAAAGUCGGCCUUCGCUCAUGUCGCACAACCUCCACCCGAGGAUAGAAUAUGUACAGAAACCACAGUGGCAAUCCUCGGAGGUGGAAUGGCCGGUAUCACGGCAGCACAAGCUUUAUCAAACGCAUCGAUUCACGACUUCGUCAUUUUGGAAUAUCGAAAUACUAUUGGCGGGCGCGUAUGGAGUACAGACUUCGGUCAGGACAAGAAUGGGAAUCCUUACGUGAUAGAAUUUGGUGCGAAUUGGGUAUGCUCAUAUCGCUUUUCUCGAAAGGCAAUCUUGCUAAGCUAUCAGCGCAGUUACACGGUGUUGGAACAAGUAGAGCAGGUAAGUGCCCUUGAUCCAUGUAUGUGGCCUUCUUUAACUUCAGGAAGAGAACCCACUCGUAACACUGGUACGGCCAACAAACAUAGACUCAAGAACACACCGGACAAUUUCAGCUCCGUUCUCACAUAUGACGAGACCGGCUACAGCGACUACCAACAUCUGUUAGACGCCAUCAGCGACGUCAAGGAUGUGGCCUACAGAGAUGCGGGACGGAUGCUAUUAGACAAUAUUCAAGAUAACAAUGCGCGUACCGGAUUUGCUAUGGCGGGCUGGAACCCCCGGCGCGACGAUAUGAAGGCACAAGCAGUGGAAUGGUGGAAUUGGGACUGGGAAUGCGCAGCCAGCCCUGAAUCCAGUUCAUUCAUUUUCGGAGUAGCCGCCGAGAAUCUCACAUUCAACCAAUUUGGUGAAGAUAACCACAUGGUGGUGGAUCCUCGUGGGUACAGUACAAUCAUCGAACGCGAGGCGUCAACCUUCCUCCACAGAGAAGUCCAAGACCGUCGGCUCCGGCUCAACACUCAAGUGACCGAUAUUGAAUAUUCCAGAAAAGGUGUCAAAAUCACCAACAACGAUGGCAGUUGUGUCAGUGCAGCAUAUGCCAUUUGCACGUUUUCUCUGGGCGUGCUACAGAACGAUGUCGUACAGUUCCACCCGGCCUUGCCCAAAUGGAAACAAACUGCUAUUCAGAAGUUCACCAUGGGGACAUACACCAAGAUCUUUCUGCAGUUUGAUGAGACGUUUUGGCCAUCUGACACGCAAUUUUUCCUCUAUGCGUCGCCUACCACCCGCGGGUACUACCCGGUAUUCCAAUCGCUUUCGAAAGACAGCUUCAUGCCUGGGUCUCAUAUCCUGUUCGUGACUGUCGUAGAAGAGCAGGCAUACCGUGUAGAGAGACAGACCAACGAGCAAACCAGAGAGGAGGUCCUCGCUGUGCUCCGCGAGAUGUUUCCAGAGAAGCGAAUACCCGAGCCCACCGCAUUCGUAUAUCCCCGAUGGAAUAACGAGCCCUGGGCGUACGGUAGCUACUCCAACUGGCCAGUGGGAACCACACUAGAGAUGCAUCAGAAUCUACGUGCCAAUGUAGACCGGCUGUGGUUCGCCGGCGAGGCGACCAGCGCAUCUUAUUUCGGAUUUUUGCACGGUGCGUGGUUUGAGGGCCGCGAGGCGGGCGAACAAAUCGCUGCGAUGUUGCAGGAUCGAUGUUCGACUGCUCGUGAUAGAGAAACCUGCGGAGAUCGUACCCAUUAUGAUGUUUUGCAUGGCACGACGCCAACAGAUGCGUAUACCGUCAUCAAUGGAUGGCCGGUUAACAGUACGGAUCUAUGA
Aspergillus bombycis is the source of this 1704-nucleotide messenger RNA. Its product is annotated as putative flavin containing polyamine oxidase. Gene Ontology annotation, molecular function: oxidoreductase activity. The record is from RefSeq and is a predicted model, not a curated record. The coding region runs from base 1 to 1704 and encodes 567 amino acids. Lineage: Eukaryota; Fungi; Ascomycota; Eurotiomycetes; Eurotiales; Aspergillaceae. The transcript is spliced from 5 exons.